UUCUUUGACAUUUAAUGUCAUUUAAUCAAUACAUUCUCGUGUCGACGAGAAAAUUGAUAUUUCUUAUAAUUGAUAUGAAAUAAAACAAUAUAAUGGCAAAAUAUUAUGAAACAACAACUGUGUUUAAUUUCAAAUGGGAUCAAGUGGCUCAAGGAUUUUGGAAUCGAUAUCCAAAUCCACAUAGUCAGCAUGUAUUAACGGAAGACACAUUAGAACGCUCUAUUCAAGAUGGCAAGUUAUAUAGCAAGAGAUUACUAUCGAAAACAAAUCACGUGCCAAAAUGGGGUGAACGCUUCUAUAAUGCAAAGUCCGUCAAAAUUGUAGAGGAAUCAAUAUGUGAUCCUAAUGAAAAAAUUUUAACUACAUAUACCCGAAAUAUAGCAUUUAUGAAGGUUAUGAGCGUGGUUGAAAAAGUUGUCUAUAAAUGCAGUGAUACCGAACCGGAUAAAACUAUUGCCAUUCGAUCAGCCUGGAUUGAUUCACAAGUGUUUGGAUUUUCUAGAGCUAUACGCGCAUUUGGUUGUGAUCGGUUUAAGAAAAAUUGCAUUAAAAUGGUAAACGGAUUUAAUUUUGUUCUAAACUCAAUGUUUCCAGCAUCAAUGACAAAUGCUUUUAAUUCCACUUCCACCACCAAAAGCAUUUAUUUUCGGCAAAAAGACACAACAGUUCGACAAAACAGAAUUUCAAACAAUACAUUGAUGUAAAAUAAAAAUAAAUAAUAAUCUAAAACCGUUUUAUUAUGGAGAAUCAAA
This is a messenger RNA of Contarinia nasturtii (swede midge), 752 nucleotides long. It is a transcript of the gene prel, whose product is annotated as protein preli-like. The record is from RefSeq and is a predicted model, not a curated record. Bases 93 to 704 code for a protein of 203 amino acids. Gene Ontology annotation, biological process: phospholipid transport. NCBI's taxonomy places the organism in Eukaryota, Metazoa, Arthropoda, Insecta, Diptera, Cecidomyiidae. Gene Ontology annotation, molecular function: phosphatidic acid transfer activity. Gene Ontology annotation, cellular component: mitochondrial intermembrane space. The transcript has 4 exons.